Molecule: messenger RNA, 1935 nt
Organism: Anopheles coluzzii
Lineage: Eukaryota; Metazoa; Arthropoda; Insecta; Diptera; Culicidae
Gene: Hen1
Exons: 4
Coding region: 166-1809 (547 amino acids)
Biological process (GO): piRNA processing; RNA methylation; siRNA processing
Cellular component (GO): nucleus; cytoplasm
Molecular function (GO): RNA methyltransferase activity; O-methyltransferase activity
Source: RefSeq, a predicted model, not a curated record
AGAGUAGGCCAUCAUUUUGUUUACAACCGGAUCACCAAUCGGAUUGAGGCGCAAAAUCCAUCUCCGCUUUCAUAUUUCUGAAACAUCUCAAGGAAAGACACAUCGAGUGCAGCUCGUAUGAAUGGAUAGUGCAUUGGUAUUCUCCCUGCUCCGAAAUUUAUACCAAUGGAGAACAUAACACUUGCACCGAAUUUUACCAACAGCUGUUUUUACGAUGAAAACAAAAAGAUCCGAUUUGAUCCGCCGGUGUACGAGCAGCGGUACUGGACCAUUAUUCAUCUGCUCGAGCUGGAUUACUGGAAGGAUUCGUUCAAGAAGAUCGUUGAGUUUGGCUGUGCCGAGAUGAAAUUCUUUCGACUGCUCCGUACACUGCCAGCGGUAGAGAAAAUAUUAGAGGUCGAUAUCGAUGAGCGACUUCUACGGCAAUGCAAAAACUUGGUCCAACCACUGCUCACCGACCACUUAUCGCCCCCGGUUAAACCGCUCACGGUGGAGGUAUGGCGUGGCAACAUUGCCGAACCGCACGAGUGUCUCGAGGGCACGGACGUUGUGAUAGGCAUCGAAAUCAUCGAACAUUUGCACCAGCCCGUCCUGGACAAGGUGCCGGAGAAUGUGUUCGGUUUUGUCCGACCAAAGGUGGCUCUGUUUUCCACUCCCAAUGCUGAAUAUAACGUCCUGUUUGAUGGUCUGUUGGCGAACGGAUUCCGCCAUGACGAUCACAAGUUCGAGUGGACGCGAGCAGAGUUCGAGGCGUGGGCUGAAUCCAUCUGCCAGCGGUAUCCCGAUUAUCGGGUCAAAUAUUUCGGCAUCGGACCGGCCCCGGCUGGCUCGGAAGCGAUUGGCUGUGUGAGCCAGCUGGCGGUAUUUGUACGGCGUGAUUUCAUUGAUGCUUUGCCACCGGUUGUCGCAACGGAACAGCGAUCGGUUGCCAACGUUUUGUCAGAGCAGCCUGCAAAUGCAACCACCCCCUCAGGGCCACAGGCAGUGUAUGAUCCCAAUAUAGGGGAAGUGGUUUUAGUACAGCCGGCACAACCUACUGAGCCCAGUGCAGAGGCUGCUGCCGGCGGUGAACCAGCCAUCAGCGGCGCUGGAGCGGUGGUGGAACACUGUUUCUCGAUCGGUGACGAUGUCGUUGCUGAAGAACGGUGGCGAGAGUAUGGAGAUGUUAUUGACGAUCUGGACCAUGGUGACAGUGACGAUGAGUACGGUUACGGUGGCGAUGCAGGCGGCUACGGUGACGAUGACGACGAGUUUGGAUCCGCGAUCGAAAUGCACAUACCGGAGGAGGAAGCGCGCGCAAUGCGCACAAGAAACGAUAGCGGUAAUUUCGAGGAAGAGGAACCGAUCGAACCGGACCGUGAGUAUUGGCUGAUUUCGAGCGAGGUGUACCCGGUGGCGCUGCCGGAUGAUCGGCCCCGCGAGCAGCGUAUACGCGAGGCGGCAGAAUAUCAGCUACGACGGUUGCGCAAUUUUGGCGAAGAUUUCCUCGCACCCGAGCAGGAUCGGUAUCUCGUGCCGCUGAGUGCGGUGCACAAUUGUAUGGGCAUGGAGGUGGCUAGUUUGGAGGAGGUGCGACAGGUGCUGAUACGGGCGGAGUAUCAGAUUGGAGCGGAUGAUGUGAUCGUUUUGCCGCUGGAGGAUGACGACGAGGAUGAUGAUUCGGAUGAGGGACGGAUUGACGAUUACGGCGAGUACGAGAUGGACGAUCAGUAUCCGGCGUGGGAGCCGGAGGAGGACGAGGCGACUGCCAAGGCUCGCCAGGGCGUGACCGGUAUGACGUUGGAAGAUUGUGACGAAACCUGGGACUGAAUGUUGGCUGUCCGUCUCAAUGAAGGGGGGUGGGAGGGGAAUAUUAUUUUGAUUUAUCUUAUAUUUUGGGACACACGUUUAUUUACCGUGAACUUAAAUAUGAAAUACAAAUUAUCGUGAUCGUGA